Messenger RNA from Myotis lucifugus (little brown bat), 2705 nucleotides. It is a transcript of the gene BOP1, whose product is annotated as block of proliferation 1. The record is from RefSeq and is a predicted model, not a curated record. Gene Ontology annotation, cellular component: PeBoW complex; preribosome, large subunit precursor. The transcript has 17 exons. Gene Ontology annotation, biological process: maturation of LSU-rRNA from tricistronic rRNA transcript (SSU-rRNA, 5.8S rRNA, LSU-rRNA); ribosome biogenesis. Gene Ontology annotation, molecular function: protein binding; ribonucleoprotein complex binding. Bases 1 to 2640 code for a protein of 879 amino acids. NCBI's taxonomy places the organism in Eukaryota, Metazoa, Chordata, Mammalia, Chiroptera, Vespertilionidae.
AUGGCGGGGAGAGGCGGGAGGGGCGGCCCGAAAUGGGAGCCGGAGGGGGACGGUCCCGUGGGGGAGGGAAAGGAGCAGCAGCAGAAGGAACAAGCCACGGGGAACCGGCCCCCUCGCGCAGCCGCCUCUCGGCCCCGGAGCUCCGUCCCCGCCGAGGCCGAUGGCAGCCGCACCCGCGGGAGCUCGUCCGCAUUCACACGUCGCUCACGUGCGGAGGCGCCGGGAAAGGGAGAGGCUGUGAGACUAGGACGCCUCGUUCUCACUGGACUCACGGCCACUGUGCGGUCCCGCCGGACCCCGCUCGGCCGUGGGGCUGUCAUCCGACCGGGUCCGCCCGCGCGGGCAGGGGAGCCUCCGGCCGACUCCACGCUGCGGGGUUGCCUCGCUUUGCUGCACGUCCUCCUGCUCCCCCACCGGCCGGCCGCCCGGGGCGCAGGCUCGGCCCCCGAUGCCAUUUGUGCUGCUGCUGCCAUUGCGCGGCCAACUGAGCCUUCUCUCCUCUGGGCCCGUGCUCCCAGCCUCGGGGAUGGCAGCGACUCUGGCCUCUCCGACAGUGAGGAGAGUGUGUUCUCGGGCCUGGAGGAUUCUGGCAGCGACAGCAGCGAGGACUCCGCUGAGGGACAGGAUGGGGCCAGCGGUGAUGAGGGCCACGGCAGGACAGAGAAGACCGCUGGGCAGCAGGCUGUCAGCACCCCCUCCUCGCCCCCGAGGACAGAGGCGGCGGCAGGAGCACAGGACGAGUACGCGGAGGACAGUUCCGACGAGGAGGACGUGCGGAACACGGUGGGCAACGUGCCCCUGCAGUGGUACGAUGACUUCCCACACGUGGGCUAUGACCUGGAUGGCAGGCGCAUCUAUAAGCCUGUGCGAACCCGCGAUGAGCUGGACCAGUUUCUGGACAAGAUGGACGACCCUGAUUACUGGCGCACAGUGCAGGACCGGAUGACGGGGCACGACGUGCGGCUGACAGAUGAGCAGGUGGCCCUGGUACGGCGGCUGCAGAGGGGCCAGUUUGGGGAUGCGAGCUUUGACCCGUAUGAGCCGGCCGUGGACUUCUUCAGUGGGGACCUCAUGAUCCACCCUGUGACCAACCGCCCCGCCGACAAGCGCAGCUUCAUCCCGUCCCUGGUGGAGAAAGGAAAAGGUGGGUGCCCUCCUCCAGGUGUGUCUCGCAUGGUGCAUGCUAUCAAGAUGGGCUGGAUCCAGCCUCGCCGGCCCCGUGACCCUACCCCCAGCUUCUAUGACCUGUGGGCUCAGGAGGACCCCAAUGCCGUGCUGGGACGUCACAAGAUGCAUGUGCCGGCGCCCAAGCUGGCCCUGCCGGGCCACGCCGAGUCCUACAACCCGCCCCCGGAGUACCUGCCCAGCGAGGAGGAGAGCCUGGCCUGGGAGCAGCAGGAGCCCAGUGAGCGGAAGCUCAACUUCCUGCCACGCAAGUUCCCAAGCCUUCGGGCCGUGCCCGCCUACGGCCGCUUCAUCCAUGAGCGCUUUGAGCGCUGCCUGGAUCUCUAUCUGUGCCCGCGGCAGCGCAAGAUGAGGGUGAAUGUGGACCCUGAAGACCUCAUCCCCAAACUGCCUCGCCCACGGGACCUGCAGCCUUUCCCCACAUGCCAGGCCCUGGUCUACAGGGGCCACAGCGACCUCGUCCGCUGCCUGAGUGUCUCCCCGGGGGGCCAGUGGCUGGCUUCAGGCUCAGAUGAUGGCUCCGUGCGGCUCUGGGAGGUAGCUACUGCCCGCUGCAUGAGGACUGUGCCCGUGGGGGGCGUGGUGAAGAGUGUGUCGUGGAACCCCAACCCCACCAUCUGCCUGGUGGCCGUGGCUGUGGAGGACGCGGUGCUGCUGUUGAACCCAGCCCUGGGGGACCGGCUGGUAGUGGGCAGCACGGACCAGCUGCUGGGCACCUUCACCCCACCUGAGGAGCCUGCCCUGCAGCCCGCCCGCUGGCUGGAAGCCUCAGAGGAGGAGCGCCAGGGGGGCUUGAGGCUGCGCAUCUGCCACGGCAAGCCGGUGACCCAGGUGACCUGGCAUGGGCGUGGGGACUACAUGGCCGUGGUGCUGGCCACCCAGGGCCACACCCAAGUGCUGAUCCACCAGCUGAGCCGCCGCCGCAGCCAGAGCCCCUUCCGCCGCAGCCACGGGCAGGUACAGCGCGUGGCCUUCCACCCCGUCCGGCCCUUCCUGCUGGUGGCCUCCCAGCGCAGCGUCCGCUUGUACCACCUGCUGCGCCAGGAGCUCACCAAGAAGCUGAUGCCCAACUGCAAGUGGGUGUCCAGUAUGGCUGUGCACCCUGCAGGUGACAACCUCAUCUGCGGCAGCUACGACAGCAAGCUGGUGUGGUUUGACCUGGACCUUUCCACCAAGCCUUACCGAGUGCUGAGGCACCACAAGAAGGCCCUGCGGGCAGUGGCCUUCCACCCCCGGUAUCCGCUCUUUGCAUCCGGCUCCGACGACGGCAGUGUCAUUGUCUGCCAUGGGAUGGUGUACAACGACCUGCUGCAGAACCCGCUGCUGGUGCCGGUGAAGGUGCUGAGGGGGCACACGCUGACCCGAGACCUGGGCGUGCUGGAUGUUGCUUUCCACCCCACCCAGCCGUGGGUCUUCUCCUCAGGGGCUGAUGGCACCGUCCGCCUCUUCUCCUAGAAGCCCGGCCUGUGCUGGGUCCAGGCACCGGCUCAGAACCCUCAAUAGAGAUGUUUCUCCCCCGA